UUUUACUUAUAUGGACCAAACAUUUACAGCUACAUGUAUAUAUGUCACAACGGAAACAGCCGAAUGUAUCGAACUGUCAUCGGCCCUUUUCGGCAAAACCAGGAAGUUUAGUUAAGCGUGUUAAAGGAUUUUUUUAAAGACAAGACUAACCUACAGUACAGGAAUACAUUUUCCACCGUGCUUGUGAGAAUAGAUACUGUCUUAUCAGCAUGUCAUUGCCUCCCGCAGAUGAACUGUCUAGAUGGACAGUGAAUCAAGUAAAUACAUGGCUGAGUCAGAACAGUCUAACAGCAUUCAGGGAUGCUUUCCUGGCAGAUAGCAUUGAUGGAAGCAAACUGAUGAGGAUGAAACCAACAGAUAUUGACCAACGGUACAACAGUAUUCCACUCAAAAAAAGAAGUGUUUUAAAAGAAAUUCUUAGUAAGCUUGAUACUUCACCCCGACCAUCAGCGACUUGGAAUUCGACACCACCACUUCCACCUAGACCUAAGGCACCACCGUCUAAUCCAUCACCUGAUGAAUCAGAUGAAGAUGAUAAUGGUUGGAGUGACAGCUUUUCUGAUGAGGAUGACCCUGGAGAGUAUGUGGAACCCACAUCAGCACCUUCAGACAUUUUCAGAAAAAAAUCAGGCAUUUGGCAAGGAAAAUAUAUGUGUGCAUUUAAGUGACUAUUAUUACUAAUA
Molecule: messenger RNA, 683 nt
Organism: Pomacea canaliculata
Lineage: Eukaryota; Metazoa; Mollusca; Gastropoda; Architaenioglossa; Ampullariidae
Exons: 8
Coding region: 210-668 (152 amino acids)
Molecular function (GO): protein binding
Source: RefSeq, a predicted model, not a curated record